Messenger RNA from Nycticebus coucang (slow loris), 5622 nucleotides. RefSeq names its product cytochrome P450 2D17. Gene Ontology annotation, biological process: arachidonate metabolic process; xenobiotic metabolic process. NCBI's taxonomy places the organism in Eukaryota, Metazoa, Chordata, Mammalia, Primates, Lorisidae. Bases 140 to 1642 code for a protein of 500 amino acids. Gene Ontology annotation, molecular function: heme binding; oxidoreductase activity, acting on paired donors, with incorporation or reduction of molecular oxygen, reduced flavin or flavoprotein as one donor, and incorporation of one atom of oxygen; iron ion binding. The record is from RefSeq and is a predicted model, not a curated record. The transcript is spliced from 9 exons. Gene Ontology annotation, cellular component: intracellular membrane-bounded organelle; cytoplasm.
CAGAGUCAGCUCUCUUCAUAAAGGAAAAGCACAGACUGGUCUGGAACUCAAGAGUGUGCCAGGAGGGUCCUACCCAGGUCUAAGUGUCUGGUGGGGUGGCAGCCAGGUGUUACCACAGGAGCCCAGUGGACAGGCGGACAUGGGGCUGCUGACAGGGGAUGUGCUGACAACUCUGGCCUUGGCCAUGGCCGUCUUCCUGCUCCUGGUGGACCUGAUGCACCGGCGCCCGCGCUGGGCUGCACGCUACCCACCAGGCCCCAUGCCACUGCCGGGACUGGGCAACCUGCUGCAGGUGGACUUCCAGGACAUUCCUUACUACUUCAGCAAGCUGCAGCGCCGCUUCGGGGACGUGUACAGCCUGCAGCUGGGCUGGACACCAGUGGUCGUGCUCAACGGGUUGGUGGCCGUGCGCGAGGCGCUUGUGAAGCACAACGACGACACUGCGGACCGCCCGCCUUCACCAGUCUAUGAGCACCUGGGCUUUGGGCCUCGCUCCGAAGGCGUGAUCGUGGCUCGCUACGGCCCCGCGUGGCGCGAGCAGCGGCGCUUCUCUGUGUCCACUCUGCGCCUCUUCGGUUUGGGCAAGAAGUCUCUGGAGCAGUGGGUGACCGAGGAGGCCUCCUGCCUCUGUGCUGCCUUCGCCGACCACGGCGGACGCCCCUUUAACCCCAGCGAACUCCUUAACAAAGCGGUGACCAACGUGAUCGCCUCGCUCACCUAUGGGCGCCGCUUCGAGUACAACGACCCGCGCUUCCUCCGGCUGUUGACUUUGGCGAAGGAGGCAGUUGGGGAGGAUUCUGGCUUCCUACGCGAGGUGCUGAAUGCUGUCCCCAUGCUCCUGCGCAUUCCAGGGCUAGCUCAGAAGGUCUUCCCUGCACAGAAAGCAUUCCUGGCUCUUCUGGAUGACCUGGUGACUGAGCACAGGAUGACCCGGAACCCAGCCGAGCCACCUCGAGACCUGACAGAUGCCUUCCUCGCCGAGGUGGAGAAGGCCAAAGGGAACCCUGAAAGCAGCUUCAAUGAUGAGAACCUGCGCCUGGUGGUGUCUGACCUGUUCUCUGCUGGGAUGGUGACCACCUCCACCACGCUGGUCUGGGCCCUCCUGCUCAUGAUCCUGCACCCAGAUGUGCAGCGCCGAGUACAACAGGAGAUCGAUGAAGUAAUAGGGCAGGUGCGGCGACCAGAAAUGAGUGACCAGGCCCAUAUGCCCUUCACCACCGCCGUGAUUCACGAGGUGCAGCGCUUUGGGGACAUCGUCCCCCUGGGUGUGCCCCACAUGACAUCCCGAGACAUCGAAGUGAAGGGCUUCCUCAUCCCCAAGGGGACAACACUCUUCACUAACCUGUCAUCAGUUCUGAAGGAUGAGACGGUCUGGGAGAAGCCCUUCCGCUUCCACCCGGAACACUUCCUGGAUGCCCAGGGUCGCUUCGUGAAGCCAGAGGCCUUCAUGCCUUUCUCAGCAGGCCGCCGUGCAUGCCUUGGGGAGCCGCUGGCCCGCAUGGAGCUCUUCCUCUUCUUCACCUGCCUCCUGCAGUGCUUCAGCUUCUCGGUGCCUCCCGGACACUCCCCACCCAGUGACCAUGGUGUCUUUGCCUUCCUGGUUAGCCCUUUCCCUUACCAGCUUUGUGCUGUGCCCCGCUAGAGAGGGGCACCAAGUCCACAACCUGUUCCCCAGCCAGGACCCUGAUGUGCAAUAAACCAAUGUGCUUACCCCAACCCAGGCCCCUGACCACCCCUGGCUGCCAUGGGGCCUCACAGCCUCUCUGGGGACAGCACACCCCUGCCUUAUCUGUGCUUCCCUGAUAACCACCUGGCCUCAUCUGUGAGAAGGGUUUGUUGAGGUUUAGAGAAUGUCACUGAGACUUGCCAGUAACUCCAGGACCUCCAGUGACCAACUCUGUCUGCCCCGACUGGUGACAAGGACUACCUGGUCCUAGCUUCUGGGGAAGUCGCCAGACUAGGCUGCCCAGCGGCAGCAGUCAGGACACUGGGAGCAGCCUGGGGAACCACACUUGAGUCCCUACUGCACCCACCCACCUGGGCCAGCAGCCUUGCCAGCACCACCCACAGUUCCUCAUUUCACAUUCAACACCCCUAAGAGGGUAGAGAAAUCCAGAAGCCAGGAGGGACGUGCCAGGGUGACCACCCAUGCCUCAAACAUUAGGUGUCAGAAGCAAGGCCAGGAGGGAGCCCCCACCCUGAGCCUCUCAGUCACCCAAGAAAAGAAUGACCACCUCCCCCUAGCCCUCAGGGAUGCUGUGUCCAGGCCCCUGACCAGUGAGGAGUCACCACUGAGAACCAGACAGGAGACGAAGGAGGACACCGUCCGGGCUCCAAGCCAGCGUGCCAUCCUCAGAGGGUCUGUGCCAGCCAGGAGCCACAGGCUUGGCCAGGCCAGGGAGUGAGCGUCUGGGCUGCAGGCCUGCCCAGGGUCAGGGGCCUACUUUCAGCCCAUGUGGCACUGGAGUGGGCAGAGAAGGAGAUGGCAUGGCCAGCUGAGAGGAUGAGACCCUGGCUCUGGUCCUUGAGAGUGACCGUGGCUCCUCCCUCCCUGACCUGGGCCUCUGUUCCCCUUCUGCCAGUGGGAAAGUUGCACCAGGUGGCCGCCGAGACCUGUCUUCCUUCUCUGACUUCUGCAGUAAUGACCCUUAUAGGCCUCACGUCCCCUCAAAAAACAGAGACUGCUGUCCUCUACCUCUGUGCCCACCCUCCACAAUGGCUGGUCUGGACGGGAUACAAGGGUAUCCAUGGUCUCUAAUGACCAUCUGCUUCCCUGCAUGCUGGUGGUCAUUUAGGACACAGCCUUGAACAGAAACAGCACACUCAGAGCAGGAGCCUCCCAAAGUCUUCUUUGGCCUGAGGACCUCUGGAUGGCAUCCCUGAGAGGUUCACACCACCUUUUUUUUUUUUUUUGAAACAGAGUUUCAUCUUGUUGCCCUUGGUAGCGCCAUGGUGUCACAGCUCACAGCAACCUCAAACUCGUGGGCUUAAGCCAUUCUCUUGCUUCAGCCUCCCGAGUAGCUGGGACUACAGGCACCCACCACAAAGUCUGGCUAUUUAUUUUUUGAGACAGGGGUCUCGCUCUUGUUCAGCCUGGUCUCAAACCCAUGAGCUCAGGCAAGCCACCUGCCUUGGCCUCCCAGAGUGCUAGGAUUACAGGUGUGAGCCACUGCGCCCGGCCUUACACCAACCUUUUCAUUAAUGCCCUUGUGACAGGGACCUGCCCAGCUCUCAGCACUACAGGGACCUUUGUCUCCUGCCUCUGAGUCAGAAAGCUGGCCAGGCCAGAGUGGAGUCCCUGAAGCUGUGGGACAGGGCGUGUGGAUGGCCAGGCCAGAGUGGAGUCCCUGAAGCUGUGGGACAGGGCGUGUGGAUGGCCAGGCCAGAGUGGAGUCCCUGAAGCUGUGGGACAGGGCGUGUGGAUGGCCAGGCCAGAGUGGAGUCCCUGAAGCUGUGGGACAGGGCGUGUGGAUGGCCAGGCCAGAGUGGAGUCCCUGAAGCUGUGGGACAGGGCGUGUGGAUGGCCCAGGCCAGGCUGUCUGAGGAGACAGACCCUCAAAGGAGGCAGCCGGGCCUGCAGAAGCAGCAGCUCACAGAUUGACUGGGUGCUUCUCACUCGUUCUCUGAGUCUCGGGGUUGUCCGAGGCAGGGACCCAGCUCCACAGCUUCCUCAGGAGCAGGGGGACCCAGCUCCUGGGCCUCCACUCCUUUCUGUCCAUCUCGGGGGCCUCUAGGAACCACACACAGGCAUGCCCUCUGGGGUCCCUGCUGAGAGGAAACUUCUCCCAGGGCCAGGGAUGAACUGUCCACCUUGGCUGCCUGGGGGCCGAGUCAGCUGUCAUAACAGGGUAGGUGUACAGGCAGCUGAGAGGUGACCCACGUUUCUUGCCGGGGAGGCUCACAGGAGCAUCGAGGCAUCUGGCUACCUGCACAUAAUCCCUGACUUUGAGGAGUGUGGCUUCAUCUUACCAGGUCUGACAAUUAAGUUUGUGAACUUUUCACCAUGCACUUACUUCAUAGCACUGUACAAACAGCUCAGAAGGUUUUGUAACCUGGGUCCAUAAGUGUCUCAUAGCUGUGCUACGUCGAUGUGUGCCAGUGCUUUGCUGAGGGGUAUCAUUGUUACAUGGGUUUGUGUGCUAUCAUGAGAAUGUCAGAGCUUGAAUUAGAGCAAUGAACAAACAUUCAUAAAUGUCUUGUUAAACUUAGCAGGAACGAAUGUGAAAUCAGGGACAUGUUGAUCCAAGCUUAUAGGGAGAAUACCAUGAAGAAAACAGCAGUAUACAAAUGGAUUAAACUUUUUUCUGAACAGAGAGAAAGUGUCACUAAUGUCGAGAGAUCAGGGUGGCCAAUAGUGAGCAGAACUGACAAAAACAUUGCAACAAUUUGUCAAAUUGUGUGUCAAAAUCAUCAGUUGUGAGAAGUAAGCAGGCCAAGUGAACAUCCAUAGAGAAAUAGUAAAAGCUGAACCAAAAUUCUUGGCCCACGACUCUUGGCUCUAGCAACACAACGAUGCACCAGCUCACACGGCGCUGUCGGUGAGGGAGAUUUUAGCCAGUAAACAAAUAACUGUAUUGGGACACCUUCACUACUCAUCUGAUCUGGCUCUCAGUGACAGUUUUGUUUACCCGAAGAUAAAGGAAAUCUUGAAAGGAAAACCUUUUGAUUCAGAACUUCAAGGGUAAUACGAUGACAGCUUUGAUGGCCAUUUCAAAAAAAGAGUUCCAAAAUUACUUUGAAGGGUGGACUAGGCACUGGCAUCAGUCUAUAGCUACUUUGAAGGUGACCAUAGAGAUAUUCAGCAAUGAGGUAUGUAGCACUUUGUCUAGGAUGAGUUCAUCAAGUUAAUUGUUUGAUUUCGUAUGCUUGACUGAUGACAACUGGUAUCACCCUUCCUUUUUUCCUUUUCUCCAACAUUGGGACAAGCUGAGAAUAGAGCCCUGGGGCUCUCUCCUAGGCCCCAGUGGGAGACGCAGACUACCAAGCACCUGCCUACCAAAGCAGGCCCUUGCCCCAGCCCAGCUCCACAGAAACAAAGUAAAAUCCAGGCCAGUUUCCUUUCCCUGCUCUCUCAAGCUCUCUGGGACCUGCUGGGACACUGGCCUGCUUCCCCCAUGGCCUCAGUGAUCAAAGAAGCUUUGUAUCCCCUUCUGGCCUGUGCAUGGCAUCACCUGCCUGGACAUCCAUACCACGUUAUGUCUGGGGCUCACUUUCUUUUGCAGUGUGCCCACUACGAGAGCCUAAAGGCUUCCAGAGUUUAAAGAACAAAGAGGUCUCAGGUUUAGGAAUUCAAGGAGCAUCAGAAUUCCCAGCAGCAGCCCUUAAAGGCAAAACCAGCGAGAAAGGUCAUGGAACGUGUACAGAAUAUUACAGGGGUGUAGAACUCCAUACCCAGCCUGUUAGUCCUGUGUGGACCAAGACAUUUUAAGAUAUCAUUGGUCUCCCAAAUACUCCUCAAAUGAGCAGUGAUAUCUGAAAAUGGCACAUCUCUGAAAAUGUACCACUCCAUGAGGGUUAUGAAAACACUGACAAAGGGCGGCACCUGUGGCUCAGUCGGUAAGGCGCCGGCCCCAUAUACUGAGGGUGGCAGGUUCAAACCCGGCCCCCGGCCAAACUGCAACC